CUGAUUGUGGCAGUAGACAUGAGUGUCGUGUGCGGCAAUUUAUUAUUUUAAUAUUACUCUUUUACUAUUGUAAUAUGUCUCAGAGUUCAUAUUCACGGGUUAAAAAAUACAGACAUUUUCAUCAACUGAAGAAAAAAGAAUCUGUAAACGUAGAAGGCGCUAAAGAAAAAACUCCGGAUUACAGUGAACGCAAUAAUGCCGAUGAGGAAGAGUUGGUCGGGUGGUGAUGGUGAUUGUGGCUCGUAUAAGCAUCUUAAUGAUUGCAUCAGUGAAUCCAAUAGCAGCGUUGGAGACAGGGAUGAACCAAUUCUUGGGGGCUCAGGUUGUGAUGGUGAUUCAGAUGACAUUGACAAUGAUUUCAACAAAGUAUUCACUGACAGCAUUGGAGACAAGAAUACACAAACUCUGGACAAAUUGGAACCGCGGGGAAUGGAGCAAAAAAUUAAUCAAUGGGCAGUGAAAUUCAGAAGAGCUACAACAGCAGAAGCAAUCGAUGAAUUGUUAGCCAUUUUAAGAAGUGAAGGUUACACAUCAACGCGUUUCAUUGGGCAGAAUAUAUAUUAAUAUAUGAAUAUUGUUUAGUAUUCGGCUGUCAUUGAAGUAUUAAUUAUAUUUAUUAUAUUUCUCCUGGCGAGGUCGGAAAUCCAGAAGAUGGAAAUAACAAUUGGAAAAUGUGAUGUAUCUUAGCAUAAUAAAGUAUUUUCUAUGUCAUUUCCUCAUAAGUUAGAUCACGGGAAUAAAUAUCCGUUGUUGGUUCAGGGAUUAAAUAUUAUGUCCAAAAGUUUAAAGGGAAAAAUAAUAAGUGGAUUUUUAAUUUUUAAGAAAAAUUCUAAUGAAAGUAAUUUCAGCCAUUGAGAGCUGUUUUCAGUAUUUGGUGAUUCAAGUCAAAUAAUAUUUAUAAGGUUGAAGUUUCACAAUCGGACUGCGUCCAUA
Molecule: messenger RNA, 933 nt
Organism: Diachasmimorpha longicaudata
Lineage: Eukaryota; Metazoa; Arthropoda; Insecta; Hymenoptera; Braconidae
Exons: 2
Coding region: 196-564 (122 amino acids)
Source: RefSeq, a predicted model, not a curated record